AUCUCGCCUUCGGUUUGUCUGCCGUUUUUUUGUGUUUUCGGGCUGCAUCCGUCGUGUGCUGCUCGAAGGGUUCGUCUAAGGGCGAAAAAAGUGGAUUCGUCCUUAUCGGGACGGAAGUUAAGACCCUCGCGGGUGCCAAAAGUUACACAAGAAACGCUUCUUCGAUCGGUUGCAGCCGUUCUGGCAUAAGGCUCCAGGCUCCAGCAUCCGUUUCAGCAGUGUUGUUGCGUUAGGUGCGGUUUCCGUUUCCGGGUUGUCGCGCCGCAAUCCACGUGGUGUGUGUUUUGUAGUGUAAUUUAGUCAAGCGGUCAGACAGAAACGGUUUAAUUGCCGCCCUCAUCUCCAUCGCCGUUCGAAAUUUUGGAUUCUCGGCGCGCGUGUUUACUCAAGCUCGUGAUGAUGAUGGUGUGUGUCUUGACCUAAAUAGUUGGGGGAGCCCCCGUUUUUUUUUUGCUUGCCUACCGGGGACAUCUCGACUCCGAAAUCAAGGAUUAGCAGCAGCCAGCAGCGUCAGACGACGACAGUCAGUGUGGCGGGAAGAUUUCCGAAGAUAGCUCCAGAAGCAAAUGAGGCUGGCCAGUAGUGAUGGGGCAGGGGAUGAGAAGCAUCUUCAUCAUCGUUGAGAGGAUACUAAUUACACAACCACAGGCAACCUCGUCACCGACUGCUAGAGAUCAACCAAUACAGUGAUAGAACCAAUUAAAGGAAGAGACACUGAGUCCCCCUAUUAGUUAGUGUGAAAAAGCGGAAGCAGUUAACUCAUUUGCAUAAAUAAUGGUGGUGAUGAUGAUGUUGAUGAAGCAACUUCCGAUGACGUCGAUGUUGUUAAUGAUUGCAAUGUUUGUUGUGCUACGACGGUGAUGGUUCGGUCUGUAUGCUGAUUUACAACAAUAACAACAACAAAAAUACAUCCAACAACAUCGUUUUGUGAACCCACGGAAAUCAUGUGAAAAUGUGAAACGUGUCAAAUAUGCAUGUCAAACAUCAGCCCAAAUGUUCCCACGGACUUGUUACGACCGCCAAAAAGUUGUUGAUUACAAGAAUCGUCAAAGUUUUACACCUCAUUCCAUCGGAAAACCAUCAAAGACAGUGCGGAGGACAUUAAACGAAAACGACAACGGAUGCUGUUAAAGGUGUUCCGAUCAUCGGAAAGUCUGCGAACUGAUUCCGCGUCAAGACUCAACCAGCGGCAGCGACAAUACAGAAGCGCCGCUGAAAAUUCUCCUCGAUCGAGCGCGCAAAGAUCCAAACAUCCAUCAUCCGACGACGGCGGUAAUUAAUUGGCACAGUUUGGGUCCGACGAAGACCCAGCUUUAAGAAUUUGAGUUGGGUUGCCGCCGAUCGACGACGACACAGAGGAAAGUCGUAAAACAAAAAAAACAACCAUAAGCCAGGAAUUGCCCAAAUCGAGCGACCAAGCAAACCUAAAAAGCCCAAAAUAAACCAAAACAAACGGAGGGAUCAACAAAUUUCCAGAAGGCGAAACGAUGCUAAAGGAUCUGAUCGCGGCCGCCGAAACAGUGACACCUGAGAAAUGUGCCGGAUGUGGAGUAUCCAUAAGGGACCGAUAUUAUUUGCUGGUGGCGGAUCGUGCCUGGCACAACCAAUGUCUGCGUUGCUGCAAAUGUCUGGCCAACCUCGAGACGGAGCUGAGCUGUUACGCUCGCGAUGGAAACAUCUACUGCAAAGAUGAUUACUACCGAAACUUCUCGUCCCGAAGAUGUGCCCGGUGCGGUUCCGGUAUCAGUGCCUCGGAGCUGGUGAUGCGAGCAAAGGACCUCAUAUUCCACGUCAACUGCUUUUCCUGCACCAUAUGUGGCCAAAUCCUCCGGGGAGGUGACACUGCCGGACUCCGGGAUGGUCGAAUCCUGUGCUGCGAACACUACGAGACCGACGUUCUAAGUGAACCAGAAACACUUUCGCCGCAGUUUUAUCCCGGCGGACAGCAGCAGCAGCAGCCCCAAACCGUCAUCCAGCCCCUGCAGCAGCACCAACCUCAACAGCAGCAGCAACAACAACAACAGUCCCAAAAGGGGCGACCCCGGAAACGGAAACCCUCGCCCCAGAUGCUAGAUGAGCAACAGCAGUCCGGGCAGCAGCAAAAUCAACCACCUCCUUCACAUGACGUUAUGGAUGCCGGCGGGCCGCUUCGGUUAGAUCUGCUCCACAAAGAGCUAACCGUAGGCAGUCUGGAUCUGUCUUCGUACGACGGAAGUCAAUCGCCCGGUUCCGGUGGAACGCUGACGCCCAAUUGCCGUACCAAACGGAUGCGAACGUCCUUCAAGCACCAUCAGCUGCGGACGAUGAAGUCCUACUUUGCCAUCAAUCAGAACCCGGACGCCAAGGAUUUGAAGCAGCUGGCCCAGAAGACGGGUCUCUCGAAGCGGGUGCUGCAGGUCUGGUUCCAGAACGCUCGCGCAAAAUGGCGACGAAACGUGAUGCGCCAAGACGGAGGCCUUAUGAGUGUGGGUCAACCGCUCGGGGGGCUUCCCUCGAUAACGACGGCCAGCUUGCACCACCACAUGCACGCCAGUCUGCAACAACAAGUUGCAGCGGGCAUUGGCCAGGGUGGAGGGCCAGGUGGACCAGGCGGAAAUCCAAGCAAUACCAGCAGCAGCGAUGGGGAAAUGUCCACCAGCCAGGCCCUGGAGGAAAUGCACAACAUGACCUUCGCCGAACUGUACUGACACAAUCUGAUGAUCAAAAACAUGAUUCUGUCGAAUGUGAUCAAAAUGUCUCAGAAUCAUUCACCUCAACAACAAGUUCAACAAGUUCAUCAACAUCAGCUUCAGCCAUCUCUUCACCAGGCGGAAAUGGAAGUGCUGAGGACUAGACCCGAGGAAAUGAUCGAACACGGUCAACCGGCACCACCGGUUGUUGAAUCGAUUUCGGAUCAGCAAAAGUUGAACACCACCGAUGAAAAUUGUUCCAGAAAUCUUACUCCUGCAGCAUCGUGGGGCAAUGUCGUCUACAGUGAUGCUAAUCAGUAGUUGAAAUCGUGUGUACAUAGCUAGCAUUUAAGGAAGCAUAUCGAAUCUGUUAGAUCUAGUCGUAAUUCCAAAACUAAAAUAAAAGUCAGGCUGGGAAAGUGCUAUUGCAAUCAACCAUAUCCAAUGUGAUUUACUCGGCAAUAUACAUAUUUGUCACUUAUUUAAACUUACCACAAACACAUAUUUUGUAUCUCCAUUGACAACAAAAACAUAAGUUGAAAGAAUUAAGUGAAUUAAUAUUCUCCAUAUUAUUUUUUAUAAUUAGAGUUGUCGUUUUUUGUAUUCCAUGUUACUUAAUUGCCGAGAAACACAUUUGUUCUAGUCACCGUAGUGGUAUAGUGUAAAAAAGUUCUAAUUUUUAAGGUAAAU
Uranotaenia lowii is the source of this 3359-nucleotide messenger RNA. RefSeq names its product LIM/homeobox protein Lhx9-like. Lineage: Eukaryota; Metazoa; Arthropoda; Insecta; Diptera; Culicidae. Gene Ontology annotation, cellular component: nucleus. The transcript has 7 exons. Gene Ontology annotation, molecular function: RNA polymerase II transcription regulatory region sequence-specific DNA binding; DNA-binding transcription factor activity, RNA polymerase II-specific. The record is from RefSeq and is a predicted model, not a curated record. Gene Ontology annotation, biological process: regulation of transcription by RNA polymerase II; neuron differentiation. The coding region runs from base 1488 to 2687 and encodes 399 amino acids.